Messenger RNA from Bicyclus anynana (squinting bush brown), 3794 nucleotides. RefSeq lists its product as uncharacterized. The transcript is spliced from 3 exons. Lineage: Eukaryota; Metazoa; Arthropoda; Insecta; Lepidoptera; Nymphalidae. Gene Ontology annotation, biological process: carbohydrate metabolic process. Bases 176 to 2050 code for a protein of 624 amino acids. The record is from RefSeq and is a predicted model, not a curated record.
CCCAUCUGGCAACACUGCCUUUUUCUCCGACUGUCGGUGUCAUCUCGUAAGGUUAUUUAAAAUUGAAAAAUAGAUGAAUUAAAAUAAUAAUCAUUUAUAAUUUUGAGUUGUAAAUAAAAUAGAAUGAGGUGUAUUAAUACGUCAACAGACUAAGGUUACAAAUAAAUAUCUCGAAAUGAACGAUUUACCGGAAAGCAGUAGUAAUAAUGAUGGUCCCGAUUUGGAGACCUUGGAUUAUCUUCGCGGUGUGAAGUCUUCAACAUGUCUUCUACUCCCAAUGACCCCGAGUCCAACUCCGAUAGAUUUUAAGCAUCCUCUCUCGGAAGAGAUGAGCGAAGGGCCAUUUUUAGCUCUCAAUGAUGAUCCAAAAAUUGACCUUCAAAGUUCUGGUGAUGGUGAUGCAUGUGCAGGAGAUUCUAGCUCAUCAGGAGAUUCCAACUCUGUAGUUCAGGAUCCAGUCAGUGCUCAACUCAUAAACAAUAUCAGCAUGUUGGACUACCAGACACUCAGCAAAAAUGGUGACAUUAUUAUAGGACAGCCUGAAAUAUGCAAACUAAAUGGAAGCCUUAACAUCAGUAACAGAAAGUUGCCAAAUUUCGUCAACUGGAAUUGGAGCAUUAUAAGAAAAGUUCUUCUCUGGUGUGUACUUUCUGGUCUCAUUGCUUGUAUUGGAGCAAUUAUUGCCAUGGUCAUAUCUAUACCAAAGUCAUGUAACCCUAAUCUCCCAUGGUAUCAAGGUAAGGUAUUUUAUGAAAUAUUCCCAGCCAGUUUUAAAGAUUCAAAUAACGACGGCUUUGGAGAUCUGAGGGGAAUAAUUCAAAAAUUAGACUACAUUAAAGAAUUGGGUGGAUCUUCUAUUCGGCUCAAUUACAUAUUUGAAACUAUCAACUAUCCUUACAAUUAUUUUAAUAGCACAUCUUUGCUACAAAUAGACAAACGUUUGGGUGGUUUGAAAGAUUUUCAAGAUUUAGUGACUGUGGCACAUAAAAAGGAUAUGAAUGUUAUACUGGACAUUCCUGUUCUGAGUAUGGCUGAGCCCUUGAAGUCGUAUGAUGUGAAUAAUACUUUUGUGUUUUCAAUUGAUCCCCAAGAAAGUAAAGAUCCCACUUCUGUAGCUAUAGCUUAUUGGUCACGAGCUCAACAGGUUGAUGGGUUUUAUUUGAGAAAUUUAGAGCAUUUUGUUGACCAUGUCAAUUUUGAAAAUUCACUUCAGCUUUGGAAACAGAUUUUAGGCUAUGGCAAAAUUUUCAUAGCAAGCAAAUCAGUACUUGAUAAAGUUAAUGGUACCAGUGCCACAGUUUUUCUAAAUAGGAUUGAUCUUAUUGAGGUAAAUCUAGGCUUGUACGAUGGUCCUACUGGUUUAAAAAGUGUCAUCAAUAAUACUUUAUCUGGACCUCUUUGGGACAAAGCACAUUAUCCUUGGGUUCUUUGGAAUAUAGGCAAUAUUGAUAGUGAUAGAAUCUCAGAAAGAUAUGAAAAUAAUACAUUGGCCCUAACAGCACUUGAGCUAGUUUUACCAGGUACAGUUAGUUUAUUCUAUGGAGAUGAAAUAGGCCUUGGUGGUGUACCUGACCAUGAUAUUGAGCAUGAUUUCCAUGAACACACAUUCAUAAAUAAUGUUGCUAUGAUGACUUUCUCCAAAAAUGAUGGAACUAUCCAUCCUGCACCUGCUCUGCCAUGGAUUUCGAAAUCAGCUUUAGAACCCAAGUAUCAUUAUAUAAAUGUUAUCAAAAGUUUUAUAGAGUUCAGGUUAAAUAACCCAACUAUAUAUUUGAAAGAAAUAUAUAAGGAGGGUAAUGUUUUUAAAAAUACAGAGAUCCAUGAAACUGAGAAAAAUCUCAUUUUGAUUGAACGCUGGUAUCCACGUAGGAAUACCUGUGUUUUUGUUGGUAAUCUUGGGGACAAGUCGAUCACUACUGACCUAUCGACAAAGUUCUACGGCGGAACAGUUGUAGCUAGCACAAAUACCUCUUUGGUUGGCCAAGUUUUGUAUUUUGAAAAAGUUACAUUUCCUCCUUACUCUGCAAUUAUUUUAAAGUUGGAAAAAUAAAGGACAACAAAGUUGUUGCUUAUAUGCCAAAUAUUAUUUUAUUUUCAGUAUUAAACAGUUGAUCUGAUGUAAUAACUGUAGUACAACAAAGUAAAGAAAUUUAUAAGAAAUUUUAUGCAGAUACUAUAAAGUUAAAGGCCCACUAAUUGUUGUAUGAUAUGAGAAAUUUCAAUAGUAUUAAUCCAGUAUUUAUUUACCAAAGAGUUGUUUACUUAUCUUAUUUGAUUGUUCUGUUAAAUUUAUAUUAAUAUUUUAUAAUAGGUAAGACUUUAUAGUUUAAAUUACACAUUAACACUUCAAGAAAAUCAUGGUUUGUAGUUACUAUUAUAUUAUUAUUUUUUUAGUAAAUAUGUACUUCACCUAAUAUAAAUUAGAAUUUCCAAUAACCUUUGAUUUUGUGUUUGUACUAAUUUCAGAAAUUAUUUAGUGAAAGAUUUUCAUACAAUUUUCUAACAAAAGGAAUUAGUUUCCGAAAACUGAUCUGCAAAAAAAUUAAAAUGAUUAGUCUAAGAUUUAAUAAUUUUGUUUAUUAUCUCCUUGUGUUAAACCCGGUAUUUCAAUGAAUCUCUGUAACUGUUAAUAUUGUGUGCUUACAAAGAGGUUGCAAAUCUCAUAGGUGCUUAUUUUUUUGCUUGAUAUUUUUGUAUUAAGAUUUUAUUCAUUUUAAUACUGUUUUGUUUGUUUAUGCAUAGUAUGUACUUAGGUAAUCAAUAAUUUAGAGUGUAAUAACAUAAACAUAUUUUUACUUUCUUUGAUAUAGUAUUUAGUACUUUUACUUGAAAGUAGCAAUUGUAAAAAUAGAAACAAAAGUGCCCAAAAAAUAUUAAGUAUUUAUCUUAUGUAAGCACUCGCUAUUUACCUCAUUAUUCAAAUAUUAUGAUAAAAAAUUAUAUUGAUGGAGUGUCUUGCCAGUUUAAACUUAACCAUAUUGGAUAGGCAUAUAAUUAAUGAAUACUCAAUAUUAUUCAUGUAUGUUUACUUUUAUAAUACAUUUGUACACAUUAGAAAAAAAUAGAUGGACAGUACUACCACUUUCGUAAGUCGCAUUUUGGAAUAUUCGUUAGGGGAAGAGAGCACAACAUGACGCCGAUUAAAAGAAUGUAUGAAUUAAAAGGAAAUACCAAUGAAAUACAGAUUAUUGCAAUAAGAUUUUAAAUACUAGGUCAGACUUGUGUUUUUUGCUGAUACUGCGACGUAAAAGACUGCAAAUGGCGACGACCAAUAGGAUAACAGCAAUAACGCGCGCUAUAUUAGGGUUGCCAACACUUCUUAAGAAAAAUAUAGUAUUUUUCAGAUUUAGCUGUAAAAAAUAUAGUACGCUCUUAGAAAAUAUAGUACAUAUUUUAUGGAAUGAGCGAAAAAUACAUUAAUUAUUAUAUUUAUGAAAACUAUAUUUAUUUGCAUUAUUCUUUCAAAAAUAAGAGUCUAAAAUGUAAAUUUUACUAAUGUUCAUAGCGUUUUAAAAUGUAAGAUUUGUUGGUUAGAUUUCAUUGAUGAAAAUAUAGUAUUUUUGCGUACUAUAUAUUUCUUUAACAGUAUAUAGUACACAGACCCAAAAUUUAGUACAAUAUAUAUAUUAUAUUAUAGUACGGUUGGCAACGCUAGCUAUGAUUGACUUAUUCGCGCCGUCCAAAAUUAAUUCCCCUGCGCAGGUAUAUUGACGGAACUUAUAAAAGUGAUAGUACUUUACUUAUUUAAUGUUAUGUACAUGAUUGAAAUCGAGAAUAAAUAGUUGUGAAAAAUA